Molecule: messenger RNA, 1584 nt
Organism: Bursaphelenchus xylophilus (pine wood nematode)
Lineage: Eukaryota; Metazoa; Nematoda; Chromadorea; Rhabditida; Aphelenchoididae
Source: the annotation of a GenBank genome assembly
AUGGAUACGAUUUUUGCCCUAAGGCAUUCAAGAAUUUGGAUUCAAAGUGGAGAGUGAGUUGGAUUUACAGGGGAAGUUUCUCAAAAUUCAACAAUUUUGAUGAUUUUCAGACCGCGCCAAACUAUAAAAUUGCAUCUUGUGUGAUUGAAAAGAGCAUGUCAACAGUUUUGGCGGCAAUUACUUGUUAUUUAUACGAUUCGGAAAAGUUUAUUCAGAGUAAUAGAUCAAUAACUUCGGAUGUUUAUCAGACAAGGUUUGUGUCACCUUUUCAAUAAUUUUUUGUCGUUUUCUGUAUCUAGGUUUUGUCAAAAUGUCAACGAAUUCAAAAGCGUCAACCAACUCGAGGAAGCGUUGAAAGUUCGCCGAUUUGAUUGGCUUUACUUCACCGUGGUUCGUGAUCCCAUCGAUCGGUUUUUCAGUGGGUUUGUGGAUAAGUGCCUCAGGUAGGAAUUCAUUUGCAUAGUGAAAAAGUACUAGUCUUUUUGGCCCACCUAGUACUAAUCCAUUCGCAAAGUUGCUGGAGUGAUUUUAGCGACGUGCACGCAUAAGAAAAGUCAGCCCGGAAAAGCCCAUUGCAUGGUUUAAAAAGCCGAAAAUUUCACAGUGCAAAGUGAAAUUUUGUUUUCUCAGAGUGCAUGUCGCUGAAAUCACUCCAGCGACUUCGCGCCGGGCUUGCCCGACAAGCAAUCAGCACAAUGCGAAAGAAAAAUCACUGUGCUUUGGUUGCUUUCUUCAAUACAAUUCAUUUCGCACUGAGCGUAGCUCGAGAAUCUUAUCAGUCUGUCGGGAAAAUAACGAGCACUCUGUCGCGUUAAAAAUCGCAUCGCCGCCGAGAAAAUGAAUUGUGUCGUGGCAAAAUCGAGUUUCUUUUAGCUUCUGCGGCGCAAUAGGCACAGCGACAUUGUGAUUUUAUUUUCUCGACAUACUGGUAUUGUAUCCACAAAAAAUCAUAAAUUAAUGCAUAGUACAAUAUGCCACGCUCUUUGAAAUGCUAGAAAAGAGACACGUACUAAUAAAAAUUCCAUUUUAGAGACACCCGACGCCUCUCAGCCGCUGAUCGCUGCUUUGGCUGUAAAGAAGACGUUGAUUGUGUAAUCGAACGACUUCACAAACGGUCCAUUGCAUUUUCGCUGGGACGAACAAAGGGCAUUUCGUUUGACGACAUUCAUUUCUUCCCUCAGAACUGGUAAGAAUAUUACUCAUGUAUUUUCAAACCUCAGGCAUUGCAAUAUGAAACAAACCUAUGACUCGCUCAAAUACGUCAAAUUCGCGUCGCCAAAGCGCUUGGAAUACCGAGAGAUGGUUGAGAAAAUGUUGGGGUUCUUUCGAGAUCAAGGCGUUGAGCUGGAGAAGCUGCAUUUUAUCCGGUAAGAAGUGCCUUUUAAAUAAUUAAACUAUGAAUGUUUACACUUCAGGAAGUCGCUGAACACCGGCCAGACAAGACAUUCAACGUCGAAUUUGGAUCAGCGAAAAGAAAUUGAAGCCAAAGUCAGGGCAAACUCGACGUUAAUGCGGAAAUUGGUGCAAACUUUUUACUUUGAUAUGAUUCUUUUUGAUUUUGACAUACCAAAUUUGGAUUUUUAA